This is a messenger RNA of Dendronephthya gigantea, 683 nucleotides long. RefSeq names its product sentrin-specific protease 8-like. NCBI's taxonomy places the organism in Eukaryota, Metazoa, Cnidaria, Anthozoa, Malacalcyonacea, Nephtheidae. The transcript is spliced from 6 exons. Gene Ontology annotation, biological process: proteolysis. Bases 1 to 648 code for a protein of 215 amino acids. The record is from RefSeq and is a predicted model, not a curated record. Gene Ontology annotation, molecular function: cysteine-type peptidase activity; deNEDDylase activity.
AUGACUGACCAAAUUGUUUUGAACUUUCAAGAUAGUUUAUUGCGAGAAUCUGACGUUAAAUUGCUCGAAGAUGGACAUUGGUUAAACGAUAAGAUCAUUGGUUUUAUGUUUGAAUAUUUUGAGUAUAUAGUAUUUAAUAGUUUGGAGGAUGUUCUUUUUGUAAACCCAGAUGUAGCCCAGUAUACUAAAUUAUGUCAAGGUGCAGAACUGGCUAUAUUUCUUGAGCCACUUGGUAUGCACCGCAAGAAAACGAUAUUCAUUCCAGUCAACAGUAAUUCUAACCCAGAAGGGGUUGGUGGAACUCACUGGAGUCUUUUGGUGUACGAUGCUGACGAGAUAAAAUUCAAGCACUACGAUUCUUGUUUAUCAAGUAAUCACCCCCAUGCAGUUCAACUGAGCAAUGCCAUACAGCCGUUUCUUCGAGUUCAGCAGAGGGUCAAAUUCGUCGAGGAGAUGACACCGCAACAAAUAAACAGUUAUGAUUGCGGAGUGUACGUGAUUAGCAUCACACAAGUAUUGUGCAAACAACGACAAGAUAAGUUCAGUUUAGGCCAGGUCCUAAGCACACAUGUGAAUGCUGACUCAGUGAGAAAAAAACGAAAUGAAAUUAAAAAUAUUAUUAAAGAUUUAAGCAAAACGAAUCCAUAACCAAGCGUACUAUUAUGCUUAGGUAACGCGAUUGA